This is a messenger RNA of Momordica charantia (bitter melon), 1457 nucleotides long. RefSeq names its product proline-rich family protein. The record is from RefSeq and is a predicted model, not a curated record. Lineage: Eukaryota; Viridiplantae; Streptophyta; Magnoliopsida; Cucurbitales; Cucurbitaceae. Gene Ontology annotation, cellular component: transcription repressor complex.
UGGCAAUUUUGAUAUUCAAACAAUCAAACCGCAGACUCCCAAAUUCCCCGCCACCAUGCCUGCAGACUCCCCCCUCAUCCCCACCACCACCACGCCGCCCGCCGCCGCCACCGCCGCUCCCGUUUCGUACACUCUCGCCCCAACUGCAGCCACCACCACCGCCGCCGCCGCCGCCAUUGCUCGUCCGCUUGCGAAUCAAGCGCCAUCGAGACCCAUUUCUUCAAUUCCUCCGACCCACCAUCUCCACUACCCUCCUCAAGCCCUCUACACGGCGCAGCCCAUCCCCGUUCGAACUCCUAACCAGCAAUUGCCCAAGGUUCAGCAAGACGCGUCUCAGGGAAUUCUUUACCCUGUCGCUUCCUCCGGCCGCGGCUUCGUUCCUCGGCCCAUUCGGCCGCUUCCCGCCGAUCAGGCCGUCACGGUAGCCAACGCUGCUGGGUUUCCACAUCGCCCGGUCGUCACGUUCCCGCAUCGGCCGGUCGGGUCGCCUCAUUUGGACGCCAUGAGCCAUCCAAUGCACAUGGGGCGACCUCCCAAUUUGCAACAGCAGCAGCUUCUUCCCCUUCCUGGCUCCGCCACUGCCGGCUCGAUUAAGGGUGCCCCAAAUUCCUCUGAUCCAAAGGUUUUUCCCCCAUCAACAAUCUGCGAGUCAAAUGGAUGUAAAGAAAUGAGGGAUAGAGUCAGAGACGACACUCUGUGCGUGAUAAGAGAUCGAAAAGUCAGAAUAACUGAUGGGGCCUCUCUUUAUGCACUUUGUCGAUCAUGGUUGAGGAAUGGUUCUCAAGAAGAAAACCAGCCACAAUAUGGAAAUUUUUUGAGGUCUCUUCCGCGACCUUUGCCCAUCCCCGUGGCUGGUGCUAUACCGUCACAGAAAAAGGAAGUAACCGAAGAAGAAGUUGGCGAGGAUGAUAAGGAUGAGCAAUCCAUUGCGCAGUUGUCAACACAAGAGCUAUUAAAAAGACAUGUUAGACGUGCAAAGAAGGUUCGCUCACGAUUGAGGGAGGAACGGUUGCAACGAAUUGAAAGAUACAAAACCAGGCUCGCUCUUCUCCUUCCUCCACCAGUUGAGCAGUUGAGGACCGAUAAUGCUGCUGGAAGCUGAGUCCAUUAAAUCCCGAAAUCCUCAUCCCUGUAAUCAAUGUGGACUGCUGUCCAAAUCAUUCUUCGCGAUUGCAGAUGGAGUCAGAGAAACAUUGAACAAAAGCGCAGAGGAUUAUAUGCAGGCAAGAAAAGAUAGAUAUUCGAUAGAAAUUGGUAAUUCUUGUCUUCCUAUCAGUUCCUUUUUGGCAGUUUGUACCAUGUGUUUUUACCAUUGUUGUGCUUUCAAGUAGGUUAAAAAACGAUGUCAUUUACUGAGGUUAGAAAUGGAGGAAAUUGAGAAGUAAAUCACAUAUGUUCCCCCCUUUUUUACCUAACUUCUGUUGCUAAAAUUCCCAUUUAACAUCAUCACUUAGUUA